CUAAUUACCUAAUAUAUUAUUAAAUCACCGUCAAUUGUUCCAGACUCAUCGGUUCCUCCGGUGGCCGCUGUCUAACGGAACUCAACGCUGUCCUUCGCAUCUUCCCAAUUGCGAUUCUUCCUCCUUUAAUACGACAAAAUUAGAAAAAGAGGUUGAAGGCAAUAGCUCAUCAUUAUCAAAGAUAUCAAGAUUUGAAAUUCCUCUCUUCAUCCAUUUUCUAUCUACUGCAGUGCUGCACAAUCUAUUUGCUUAUCCCAGGUUUUAUUGUUUUUUCACAAAUUUAAUUCUAAUAUGAUUGGGUCACCUUGAACCACUCCUUUUUUAUAUCCUAGAGCCUUGAAUGAUUGAGUUGCACAGGGCCACCUUAAAUGAUUGGGCGGCACUGGACAUUCCCUUGUAAAACCCUAAUUGAUCCUCUACUAUAUUUAUAUGCAUGCAUGGUGAUGCUUUUACGACGUAAAAGGAGCUGAUCGAGAAAAAGAAAAAAAGCACGAAAGAAUAAUACAUUACGUUAAAAGAGAGUAAAAGAUGGGGUAAUUUAUCUAAAUAGGACUAAAACAUAAUGACUUUCUCAAUAUAAGACCAUAUGUUUUUAUUUCUCAAUGAAAUGACUUACUCCCUCCGUUCUCAAAAACACUUCAUCUUUUAUUUUUUCUACUUCCAACAAAACACCUCCCCUUUCUAUUAAAAACCACUUUUACCCUUACUUUUUCAUACCCUACCUAUCACAUCAUACUUUUUCUCUAAUAAUCUAUCUAUCACAUCUUACUUUUACCCAUCAAAUCAGGGGCAAAAUUGGAAAUCAACUACAUAAUUUAACACUUCCUUAUUUUUGCCCCCAAAUCAAAUGGGAAGGGUUUUUCCAAACGGAGGGAGUAUGUUUUAGUCCUAUUUAGUGCAAAUUUCACUAAAAGAUGUCCAGUCCAUACUCUACAUACUCCCUAUACUACGUUUACUAUCUAUACAAUUCAUGCAGCAGCGGAGACGAUGCCGCCGCCGCCGCGGCCUGUCCACCGUCUUCUCCCCUUUCAAAGGGGGAGAUCAUCACGACGUUGAGUGUGUUAUCCUGGUUGCUUUUUGUGUUGGUUGCAGUAUACGCUGUGUUCCAUCUUUCGGAGGGCACUACUGAUUAUGUGGAAAACAGGAGAAGCUAUAAGGGCACUGGGUAUAUAUGUAACGUCCGGGGGCGUGAGGGGGCAUUUAACGCCCCAGGGGCGUUAAACACCGCCCCCCGGCGGCGUUACCCCGGCGUCAUCGCCUGUGCGUCAAACAAAUGACGCGGUUCAGCCCUUCAUCAUCCCUCCCCCAACAGUCUCCAACGGCUAAUUUAGCCUCCCCCCCCCCCAAAUAAAAAAAAUCAAAAUUAAAAAAAAAUAUAAAUUCCCUUAAAAAAUCAUUCUCUCACACAUCUCUCACACACAUCUUUCUUUAUAUUCUCUCUAAAAUAUUUAUUAUUUAUUAUAAAUAUUUAUAAAAUAUAUUUUAAAAAUCGGUUCAUCUUCCGACGAUGAAAGAAGAGCUUUCUUUUUGACGAUUGGUUAAUGAGACCGCACCAUACUCCUCUUUUGAGCUUAGAGGAACGUUUUACAAGCGUGGAUAUUAUUUGGCCGAUAGAAUAUAUUCAGAUUAUUACA
This is a messenger RNA of Cuscuta campestris, 1634 nucleotides long. Lineage: Eukaryota; Viridiplantae; Streptophyta; Magnoliopsida; Solanales; Convolvulaceae. The record is from the annotation of a GenBank genome assembly.